GUUUGAUUUUGAUGUGCUUAUUUCGACUUUUUAAUAUUGUUUUUACAUUUUGUUUUUUAAAUUAGCUGUCAAUCAAACCGUAUUUAAAGUACAGUGUAACUCAAAACAAUUUUUCACAAUUCUUUUAUCAGCGCCUACUAACGGGCUAAAUAAAGCCAAACGCCAAAAUGCACCGUCAAAGAUUUUGCAGAAAUGAGAACACAGUUCUUUUUAUAUAAAUGCUGCCUUAUUAGUGAAAUGCUUGAGCGGGGCUGUGGCCGUCGCUGAAUUGCUGCUCAGCACAUAAGAUGUCUCUGGCUGUUGACCUAAGCAGCAGCAACAGCAAACCCUCCGGAGGCGACAGCGACAGUGGCACUGCUUAUCAACCAUUGGAGAGCAACGAAAGGUCGCAUCAUCAACGGCACAGCAUGGGUGUCUCGUGGUUGCGUCAGUAUCGCCUGUAUAAGGUGACAAUACUCAUAUUGUUGUUGCUGGUACUGUUGCCUUUGUUGGCGCAUCGCAAGCUCUUGAAUGCAGAGCAGGAUACGCCACCUACGGAUGUGCAUCGAAGUAGACCAUUGCUAGACGCUUACGAGGAUUUCAGUGCCAUGCGGGCAACCGAUUUAAAGAUGCGCAUUGAAGAGAUGCUUAGAAUCAAAAGCACCGUUUCCGUAGAGCUGCGAGAACUUGAGUCACGUCGCCAAAAACUUCAGUCGGAUAUUAGUCAGUACAAUCAGAAGAUCGAGGAGCAUAAGCAAGAAUUACAACGCGAACAAACUGAGCUAGAUCGCCUUCAAAUCUCUGUGGCGCAAGCACAGGUGGCCCAACGUGAGGCUGUGCAGCGUAAUACACCGGACUUGGCAUUGCCGCGCACUCUUUUCCCCAACUCGCUGCCACGUAAAAUGAACCCUGUAGCCAGCGGAGUGAGCCAAUCUUGCGAGAUGCACAAUUGCUUCGAUCAUUCACGUUGCAGUCUCACUUCCGGUUUUCCCGUCUACCUCUACGAUCCGGAUGUGUAUAACGUGCAGCGGGCCGGUUACGAUAUCGAUGGUUUUUUGAAAACGACGCUUAAGCAAACAUUGGGUUACAAUGCGCACAUUGUGCACGAUCCGAAGCAUGCUUGCAUUUAUCUGGUGUUGGUGGGCGAGGCGCUUUUGGAGCAAGAUUUGUUGCGCAACAACCGCUACGCUGCGCAGGAGGCGGAACAUCAACAGCUGCGCACCACGGCUCCGAGUCAAGUCGGUAAUGAAGGCGCCUCACCCAUUGACAUGCAACGCCUGUAUAAGCUGCCUUAUUGGGGUGGCGAUGGACGCAAUCACGUAUUGUUAAAUUUGGCGCGACGUGACCUGAACUCACGUCGGACCAAUGCACUGCUCCAACAGAACACCAUGCGCGCCAUUGUCGUGCAGAGUGCCUUCGAACGUGAACAAUUUCGGCCCAACUACGACCUUAUUGUGCCGCCCAUAUUGGGACCACCUGGCGGUGAUGUAUGGCAGGAAUGUGCCAGCAUGGUGCCAGCACGCCGCAAAUAUCUGCUCACGUUUCAAGGUGAGCUGCGUCCACUAUUGGAGGAGCCUCAGAUGGGUACCCAUCCCCUGGACGACUUCAUAUUGGAACACUUGAAAGAUAUGUCCAAAGGUGCCACUCAGGAUCAAUUUGUGUUGCAAUUCCAAUGUGUGCCAGCCACAGAGCAGCACGACUCAGAUGCUGUGACCGAUUGGACGCUUUGCGGAUCGGAUUCUUCGCGCAAGCAACUGCUAAAGGACUCUACGUUUGCAUUAAUUCUGCCACCGCUGUCGCAGCGCGUUAGCUCAACAUUGAUGCUGGCCCGACUAUACGAAGCAUUGCGCUCCGGUGCUGUUCCCGUCAUUUUAGGUGCCGAUGAAUUGCGCCUUCCUUACUCUGAGACCAUCGAUUGGCGACGUGUGGCACUCUUAUUGCCCAAGGCCCGCAUUACGGAAUUGCAUUUCCUGCUGCGUGCAGUCCAGGAUGCCGAUUUAUUAUUACUGCGAAGACAAGGGCGCUUGAUCUGGGAGCGCUAUCUUAGCUCGGUGCAGGCCACAGUAGACACUGUAAUUGCUAGCCUGCGUGAUAGAUUGGGCAUACCGCCACGACCAGUGCCGCCCAUUAUAGCCCAGAGCGUUUUCAAUAGCACAUUCAUACCGCUCAAGUCAGAUCCGCCCGUGGGCAUGGACACAGAACCGGAAGAGUCACUUGGUCCCAUUGAGCCACCGUAUGCAAGUCCCGCCUUUCGGCGCAACUACACAAUUUUACGCAUCCAGUCAAAGGAGGCCUGGAAUGAUUGGGUUGACCCCUUCUAUAUGUAUCCACAACUACCAUUCGAUCCGGCUCUGCCGUCGGAAGCCAAGUUCAUGGGUUCCCAUACAGGUUUUCGACCGAUUGGCAAGGGAAUUGGUGGCGCUGGCAAAGAAUUUAGCGAAGCUCUGGGUGGAAAUUAUCCACGAGAACAGUUUACAAUUGUUAUUCUCACUUACGAGCGAGAACAGGUGCUGAUGGACUCGCUGGGCCGGCUCUAUGGUUUACCCUAUCUUCAUAAGGUCGUUGUUGUCUGGAACUCGCCCAAGCCACCUCUAGAUGAUCUGCGCUGGCCGGACAUUGGCGUGCCCGUUGCUGUCGUUCGAGCUCCACGCAAUUCACUCAAUAAUCGCUUUCUACCCUUCGAUGUGAUUGAAACCGAAGCAGUUCUCUCGGUCGAUGACGAUGCCCAUUUGCGACACGACGAAAUCCUAUUUGGUUUUCGUGUCUGGCGCGAGCAUCGCGACCGCGUGGUCGGCUUCCCAGGCCGGUAUCAUGCCUGGGAUCUGAGUAGCAAUAACAUGUGGCACUACAACUCCAACUACAGCUGCGAACUGAGCAUGGUCCUUACCGGUGCUGCCUUCCUACACAAGUACUACAUGUACCUGUACACAUAUCACCUGCCGCAGGCCAUACGCGAUAAGGUGGAUGAGUACAUGAAUUGCGAGGAUAUUGCAAUGAAUUUCCUUGUUUCGCACAUUACUAGAAGACCGCCCGUAAAGGUCACAUCCCGUUGGACAUUCCGUUGUCCCGGGUGUCCCGUAUCACUCAGCGAAGACGAUACGCACUUCCAGGAACGUCACAAAUGCAUCAAUUUCUUCAGUCAGGUCUUUGGCUAUACGCCGCUGCUCAAUACACAAUAUCGCGCCGACUCGAUCCUCUUCAAGACGCGCAUACCACAUGACAAGCAAAAGUGCUUCAAAUAUAUCUAGGAGCUUUGUGCUCUCAUAUCUCUAUGAACACUUACACUUUGUCCUGCUGCCGAUUAGUUCUUAAGCACAAAGUGAGCAUAAGAUAGAUGUUAAG
Messenger RNA from Scaptodrosophila lebanonensis, 3321 nucleotides. It is a transcript of the gene botv, whose product is annotated as exostosin-3. The record is from RefSeq and is a predicted model, not a curated record. Gene Ontology annotation, cellular component: membrane. Lineage: Eukaryota; Metazoa; Arthropoda; Insecta; Diptera; Drosophilidae. Gene Ontology annotation, molecular function: glycosyltransferase activity. The coding region runs from base 288 to 3227 and encodes 979 amino acids. The transcript has 7 exons.